Plutella xylostella (diamondback moth) is the source of this 800-nucleotide messenger RNA. RefSeq lists its product as uncharacterized. Lineage: Eukaryota; Metazoa; Arthropoda; Insecta; Lepidoptera; Plutellidae. The record is from RefSeq and is a predicted model, not a curated record.
AUUAAUGUACUUAUGUCAAAAGUUAAUAACAUGAAUUUUUAAAGCUAUUUUUGUACAUAAUCAUUUCAAUUUUGUAUGUUAUAAUCUCCUUUAUGGAAGCGUGAUAUGGGAGCAGAUAGUGAUAUUCUAGCAGCCAUAGCAAAUGGAAUAUUAUUCUUAGAGACCUCAGCAGGUCUCUCACGAUUUGAAGAAAAAAAUUGGACACAUCCUGGUGUUCAUGCUAAUUUUCUUUUUCACAGUGUUUUAGGAGUACUAUACCACAGUAAAAUUCUCGAUGUCGACUUCACAUCCGGCUAUGCGAUCAGCAUUAAAGCGACCAGAUACUUGGCGCUGCCAUGUCUUAUGGCAGAUUUGUAUUCCAACAAGAAGGAAAUAGCGACAAUACAUCUGGUUUCCGGAGUAGUCCCCUUUGUCCUGGCGUUGUCUGGUCACGACAACCCUCACUUGGGGAAUGUGGUGGUGGCUGGGAAUAUCUUGUCGCUGUGUUACUAUAGCUACGAAAGGGAACGCCCUUGGGGAUGGUAUACGGCUGGCGUGGCACUGUUGACGUAUUUCGGGGUGUCCACCCUGCCUCCAGAUACAGCCAAAAUUGUAUAUCCCCUGGGUCUAGCCGGGCUUGGCUACUGCGCCUAUAGACUCUCUUGCACCGUGGGCACCGCCACGCCUCCGCCGCCGACGCCGCCUCCACGGAGGCGUUGAAAUAUUUUUUUAUGAAUAUUUUGUAGCGAAUUUUAUUUUUUGAAUGUAGCCAGCUUUCGGUAAAGGCUCAUAAAUAAAAUGUUUUUUUUUAAUUAAAUUUA